GUGUAUAUGAAAACAUAUAGGAGAAUAUGUUAUUCCACAACGGCAAUACAAUUAUUCUGAAUCUAUACACAAAUAAUUGAUAAAACGGAUAGUAUAUAAUUAAAUCGUAUUUCGGUACCGUAACAAUCAAUAAAAAUUAAAUAAAAUAAAAAGUGAUAUUCUUGCCCCCCAUUAAGAGAUUUAUUGAAAAAAAUUGUUUUAAUCUAUAUCCGGUAAAUAAAUACAAAAAUUGUGCACACGAACAUCGUAAACAAUUACAAGUAUAGAAAAAGGGUGUAUUUUAGAGUUCAUGGUUUUGUUUAGUAUAGUCUUCAAUCCAAAUGCCAUCCACCCUAUGCGUUCUAAAACAAACUUGAAGAUUAAUGUACAGCACUGUUAAUAAAUGUUAUAGUGCCACCAAAGUAUCUGUUUGUUAUUAAAAUUCAACAUUCCAGCAAAAUAGUCCGGGCUCCCAGCGCAGUUAUAAUGGGGAAUGUUUGUAGUUCCGGUCAAAGCAAGAAAAAGGACAGCAUUUCUGAAAAGUCAGAGGAUUCAUAUCACAUUAAUAAAGAUGAGCCAUCGAAAGAACUUGGUGAAAACCAGUUGGCCCCUUUAGCAGACCAAGAACUUCUGCCUGAUAUCGCCAAAAACAAUGCUACAUCGCCGAACGAAAUUAAUAAUGAAGAAAGCGAUAAUAAAUUGGCAGCGACUAAGAGUACAUUAAAUGAUAUUGCCACAACAACAAUUAACACUGAUAAAAAUAACGAAUUAGUAAAUGGAGCGGUGGCAAAAACCACAGUCCCUACGUAUAUGUCAAUACUUCAGGGAAAGCCACUUUUGGGCAGGAACAAAAAAAUUGUUCUGUAUAUUUUAUCGGACAAUAGCCCAGAAUACCGAAAAUACAUGCGAAUAAUUUACAGAUUGCAAAAACAACUAAGAAAAAAAUGUCACCUUAAAGGAUUUGAAUUUUUAAUAUCGGAUGUGCACAACACAGAUGCGGUGGACAAAUCUAAAUCAUCAAUUCUUAUGCAAACGAGUCGAUGGACACAGAGUCCCUUGGAGGCUCAAGGAGGUCACGAGGAAGCAGCGAAUUGUCUAUCAGAAAUAACAAGACACUCAUCUACAGCUUUCAUAAUUCCAGUUCUAUUCCUGGGUUCUUCAUUAGGAGUAUCGAUGCUACCUCUGACAAUAGAGAGUCAAGAUUUUACACAAGUGUUGACUGCGGCUAGUGACGAUGAGAAGACGCUUUUAGAAAAAUGGUAUAUCAUUGAUAACUGUUAUCAGCCAAUGUGCCAUCGAUUAAACACAGAACUCUGUAAGCAUUCAACAGGGACAAUUGAAGCAGAACUUAACAACCUGUAUGAAACUCUAUUACAAUUGUUUUCUGAUGAUCUUAAGGAUUCAUAUAUGUCAACCACGGUGGUGGAGCAAGAAAUCAACAACACAGUUUUAAUGAGCCAAGAACUUGCCAAACGUUGCAUUUGGAUACAGACUGGUCCUCCGCCAUUUUCGAAUACAUCGGAGACCUCUUCGGCCUAUGACAAGGAAGUUCAUAGAAGAAUAAAUAAGUUGUAUGGAGAACUAAGGGCGCACUUGUCGGAGAAAAAUUUAAUACGCAUUCUCCCAGCAAUGGGUAUUCAGGAUGAUGAAUUGGAGUCUAUCAUUGAGAGUUUAGUGGAGAAAUCCAUUGAAUGUAUAUUCGAAGAAUAUGCGGCUAAGAAUAAUUUAUCAAGAAACACAUUUGGUGUAGAUCACGUUCUUUUGGAAGAAAUCGAAACUAUAGGCCAAUAUUCGAAAAUACUUGCUCAAAACUCGCCGAAUUUCGAUAUUAUGAAUGAUAUUAAACGAUACAUAAAAGACAACACAUCAUAUCCUUUAAUAGUUUCUGGGCCGAGUGGAUGUGGAAAGAGUGUGUUUAUAUCCAAAAUUGUCGAAAAUAUUCAUAGAUGGAAGCCAGAUAUAAAUUUAAUUCUAAGAUAUGCUAACUUGACAGCUCGCUCCUCAGACUUGGUGUCCACGCUGGGUUCUAUUGCCUGUCAAAUGUACGUACUGGCUAAUGGGCAUCCAAUUAGAAUGGAACAUACAUUAGAAAGCUACUCAAAAAUAAUACAUGAUACAUCAUCGCAAAAUAAAUGUAUGUUUGUUAUCAUAAUUGAUUCGGUAGAUGAUAUUAUGAAUGAGACUAAUUUGAGCUGGCUUCCAAUAAAACUUAGUUCUACGUGCAAAAUAAUUCUAACUUUAACCGAGAACAACAAUGAGAAGAACUCAACUCUGGAUAAAUUGAGUGAGGCUGGAAUUCCGCACAAAUGCUUCGUCAAAAUGAAACAAUUCAGUUCACGCCAGUGGCAAGAUAUUUUAAGCUCAGGAGGAGGUGAAUUUUAUGCCGCUAAUGGAGCGAUAAAAAUGCCCAAUGAAUGGAAAAUGUUGCAUGGAAAAACUCCUUUUCAUGCGAAGUCUCUAUGGUGGCUUGCUUGGCUUGGUCAUACAUCAGUUACUAUAGUAAACAUUGCGGAAAUGUUAGACAAGCUUUUACAAGUCAUCGAAUCUAAAUUUUCGAAUGAUUAUGCUGAGAUAUUAAUGCUCAUGAUAUCACUGUCUCAGUGGGGCAUCAGAGAGACAGAUUGUGUAGACAUUUUUCAGAGAGCAACACAAAUGGACGCGCAUGCAGCUUUUCGGAUAUGGUCAAAGUUCUGUUGGCUAUUGGGUCCCAUGCUCUUAAAUGUUCGAAAUAUUCGAAUAGCAGACAAAUCGCUUCGCAACGCAAUUAUUCACAAGUACAAACACAAGCACGCACAUGUUCAUCAAAUCAUUCGCGAGUUUUUCGACAGACAGGAAAAUUUCUUUACUAAUUCAAAUGAUAUUACUCCAAUCUAUAACACAGAGAAAUAUAUAAAGUUGCCUUAUCAUCAUUUUUGUAACGUUAUGGAGGACCACACGGGACUAAACAAAAUGGAAAUUCUGUUUCACUCCUUUUAUUUUACCGAGCUUCAGUGGAUGGCAGAUAAGGUCCACGCAACCGGUCCCAGUCAUUUGAUGAAUGAUGUUCUAACUUGCGAACAUAUGGCAAACAUUAAAUCUCAACCUUAUGCACACAUAAGGAUUUUGAAAGACUUUCUCUGUCAAUAUAUGUAUGAACUGAAUUACGAUGGUCAUCAAUUUUUUACUCUUAUCAAAUUCUAUAUCAAGACGCGAAUUGCAGAUGAUCCAUCGUUGAAAGACGAUCAAAUAAUACGUUCAUGGCUUGAAACGGCAAAUGAAUUGGAAGUUCCGUUCCUAGAUAUUAUUAAUAAAUCUUUUGGCGACGAACUUGGGAGCGGUAAAACAAGCUAUGAUGCUUUGGUAAAUUUGCCCCAUCAGGGAUUUUUUAUAGCAUCUAUAAGCACAGAUAGGGAAGAGAUUUGUGUGUGGGAUAUCCGAAACUGUACUCGUGUUCGCAUCCUACAAGGCAUUUCACAGCCAACUGCAAUGUGUCCAUUUGGUGCCUAUAAUGCAGCUGUAUUAUGUAGACGAGAAAUAAAAGUUAUCAAUCUUGAUGAAGGAAAAUUCAAGGUAACGCUAAAGGGAGUUAUGAAUCAGAAAAUGCCAUAUUUUGGUCUCCAUGACCAAAAGCAUCUUGUGUGUUUGUCUCGAAACAGGAUGUAUGUAAAUCUAAUGAAUCUAGAAUCUGGAGAUUGCGUGACAACGUUUAAGGCUGGUGAAGAUCGUUUCCUGAACUCGCUUCUAGUUUCUGGAGAUGGCAGAAUACUGGUGUGUGGCGAUGAGACACAAAAACCGUUUCCUCUUCUUGUAUGGCAUUUAUCACAACGGAAGCUAUUGUACGACUUGCGUAUUCCUCACCACGAUUUCAUAACUUCUCUCUCGGCCAUCACACACGAAGGUUCGUAUGUGUGUGUUGUGGCGAAGGAAUUAAAUGAACCCACUCCAAAUUUUAUUGUUGUAUAUGAUCUUCAAAGUGGAACGCUUUUCAAGAAAUGGAAGCCUUCUUGUAAUACCACAUCCUUGGCGAUAUCACAGACAAAUGCUUGCGUUAUUGCAGGUCUCGAAGACGCAAAAAUACUUAUAUGGGAUUUGGUUACUGGCAACUGCAGAUCAAGUUUAGUAGGACACAAUGCACCAGUUACGAGUUUGAAAUUGGAUCCUAUGUGUAAAGUUCUACUAUCAACUGACAAGGAAGGGCGAGAUAAUGCUUUACGUUUGUGGGAAUUGAAUACAGGAAAAUCAUUGGCAGUUUUUAAGCCACCCUGUCCAAUUUCGGCCUGUGAAAUUCUUCCAAACUGCACCUAUGUUGUUGUUGCAUUAUCAAACAGAUCAGAGCUUUUAACUUUAGCCCUCAAUAACUUUGCAUUGGACUCAACGCCAGACGAUAGUCUUUAUGUUCAAUAUGGCAAUCAGGAUAAUCAUAAUAAAGUCUUUCACCUAAACAUGGACUAAUUAGCAAUUGAAAACUCAUUAAAAAAUUCCCCGUGCAAAAUGUUCUAUCCUUUCGUUUUUUUAUUUGUCUGAAUAUGGGAAAUAAAACUGUGCAAAAACUCUCGAUACAUAA
Molecule: messenger RNA, 4522 nt
Organism: Musca domestica (house fly)
Lineage: Eukaryota; Metazoa; Arthropoda; Insecta; Diptera; Muscidae
Exons: 12
Coding region: 466-4410 (1314 amino acids)
Molecular function (GO): protein binding
Source: RefSeq, a predicted model, not a curated record